Molecule: messenger RNA, 1259 nt
Organism: Geodia barretti
Lineage: Eukaryota; Metazoa; Porifera; Demospongiae; Tetractinellida; Geodiidae
Source: the annotation of a GenBank genome assembly
AUGUUAUCUCUACAACUUGGAAGGGAAGUUACUAUUGUGACAACCCCCUGCAGCUCAGGUCUGACCAUGAUAUUAUUUCUCUGCCUCUGUCCCCCUAGGCCUCUGUCUCAAUGUUAUCACUGCAGGUGGGACAUGUGUCACCUCCCUAGAUGGACAAACCCUGACUCUUUUCACCUACACUUUUUAAAGUUGAAGGUAUGCAGCCCACUUCAGAUGAGAGCUACAUAUACAGCUUCCAUAGCUGGCAUAAUACAUAUGCACCUGCUCUCUUUACAACAACUAAAACUGGCAUGUGCAACUGCAAAGGAGGGUCGGCAAAGGUCGACAAAUUGAGGUCCUAGGUGAAAGCAAGCCAAAGAGAGGUUUGUGCAUACGUGAGAUUGAUGCUCUAAAACACAUACAUUGUAUAUCUUUGUAGUUAUCUUUGUAGUUAUCUUUUAUAGGGCACUUAUACGGCUAAAUAAGAAGUAUGCCAGGAAUUCAUUAGUAAAUUACAUCCAGCUUGGCUUCCUGUCAAAAUAAUAAUUAAAUUUUCUAGUUCCACAAUAGUCACAUGCGUUUUACUGGGACACACUCUAACUCAAUUUCUUGGUUUUGUGGGUGUAAAUAUGCAUGAGCAUCAGAAAGUAUAAUAAUUAUUUUAUUAUACGUAGCUCUCGUGCAACCUACCACUGCAUCACAUCCAGUCAUCUGCCUGUCAUUUCCAUUGCAUUUUUGGACUCCCUAUGCAUUGCUUCCUAAUAGUAGUUGCACCCCCACCCAGGCUCAGAUGUCAGUAUUAUACAAACUUUCCACCCACAGUUUACACAAGUGGAAAAGAAAGUGCAGAGUGCCCAGUUCUGUGCAUGUUGUUGAUUUCCCCGACCAGAUAGUGAUUUGCAUGCUUCACCAUUAAUUUACUGGCAGUAUAAACUACAUAUCAGGUUACUAAGUACGCCUGAAACCAGGCAUUUGGCUUUUUGACACUUGCGUGCAUAUGACUCGCCUUCGGACUGGAUAUAUGUGAAGGUGGACGGUCGACAAAAGGCUAGAGUAAAUGUGGUGUAUAAUAAUUAUGUGUGUGAGAAAGACAGUGCAAGAGGGAGAGUUGCAGAAAAUUAAACAUACAAUGUUUGCUAUCUUGUAAAUAACAGAAUUGUGGAGUGGUUCAAAGAUUCAGUAGGUCAAUUGGGAUCCAAGUUCAUCAAUAACUCACGGAACUAUAGUCCGCACAUAAUUCAUUUACCUUUGUACGCACUCACACAAUUGUACUUUUGUAC